This is a messenger RNA of Penicillium chermesinum, 729 nucleotides long. RefSeq lists its product as uncharacterized. The record is from RefSeq and is a predicted model, not a curated record. Bases 1 to 729 code for a protein of 242 amino acids. Gene Ontology annotation, biological process: protein N-linked glycosylation. Lineage: Eukaryota; Fungi; Ascomycota; Eurotiomycetes; Eurotiales; Aspergillaceae. Gene Ontology annotation, molecular function: glycosyltransferase activity. Gene Ontology annotation, cellular component: Golgi membrane. The transcript has a single exon.
AUGGUAAGUGAGAGUCCCAGGGCUCAGGUUUCGAGCUCAAAACUGACCAGGUUGUCCCCCCAACCAGCUCGCACCCACGGCUACGACUACAGGCUCGUCCAACCCGCCAAGUCCAGCUUGACCGGAAGCUACCCCAAAGUCCCCGCCAUCCAAGACGCACUGCACGAAUACAAAUUCGUGGUCUUCAUGGACGGCGACACGAUGUUCCCAUUCCCCCACAUCCCCUUCGAAUGGCUCAUGAAUCUCUGGGGCGUGCAAAACAACACCCUCAUCGCCAUGCCUGAAGAUGUCGAUGCUCCAUGGAGCUACGAGUCGCACGGCAACCUGAUCCUCAAUGCGGGAUUCAUCGUCGUGCAACAGUCUGAGCGUGCCCACGAGCUGAUGGAGGCGUGGGCGACCUGUCCCGACGAGACGAGAUACCCCGGCUGUGGAGAGUACCGCGAGAAAUGGCCGCUGGAGCAAUGGACGUUCUCGAAUUGGGUCCGGUAUGACUUCAAUGGCACGAACGAGGUCGUGGCUAUUCCGUGUACGGAGGCGAUGGGGUACCCCGGGGCGCCGGAGGGAGGGGGUGUCUGCCAUGGGGAGCUCAUGACGCAUUGGACAACUGCGAAGGAUUCUACGUCUGCUGGGGUGCAGAAGUCCGUGAUGCAGUAUGUGAUGCGGGAGGUGCAUCGGCAGUUUCAUCAGGAGUAUGAUGAUGUGGUUCUGGAUGAGAGGAGUGGGAAUUAG